Hemiscyllium ocellatum (epaulette shark) is the source of this 8674-nucleotide messenger RNA. RefSeq names its product zinc finger protein 407 (gene znf407). Gene Ontology annotation, molecular function: nucleic acid binding; zinc ion binding. The record is from RefSeq and is a predicted model, not a curated record. The coding region runs from base 135 to 7622 and encodes 2495 amino acids. Gene Ontology annotation, biological process: regulation of gene expression. The transcript is spliced from 9 exons. Gene Ontology annotation, cellular component: nucleus. NCBI's taxonomy places the organism in Eukaryota, Metazoa, Chordata, Chondrichthyes, Orectolobiformes, Hemiscylliidae.
GCAGGCCACUUGUGACUAAGUACAUGGUGAACGGUCGCUUCGUUUUCGCGUACAGGUCAAAGAGAAUAAAGGGAUCUGUUGUACUGAUGCUGCCUUGCCAAUGACAUGAAAUACCUUGAUCAUAAACUGCAACAAUGGAUGUAAGUGAAGAAUCCAUAGACUCUGAAUGCAAUUUGUUUGAGUUGCCAGCCAAUGGAAAAAAAAUUGGGAAAACCAGAGCAAAAUCUGCACUUCGACAAAAUACACGCACUGGUUUGAUCCGACGUUGCAGACGCAAAGCAAACCCACAGCCAGAGAUUGCCAAGGACCUGAAUGCAAGCGCUACCCUGGAAGGAAAGGUGACCCAUGGCAGACCUAAGGGUGGUAAGACACCCUGUGGGGAGGUCCCUCCAGCCAAAAAACAGAAGCUAGACACUUUGGAACAAACUCAAGACAGUGGGAGAAUUGAGACAGCUAAAGGUUCAGCUUUAACCUGUGAGGGAGAGCCAGCAAGCUCAAAAACCAAGCAUGUAGAAAAUGAUAUUGUGACGGACAAUGUGCAGUUUGAAGGGCAAACUGGGGACUAUCAGCAUAGAAGCAAGAAGAUCAAAGUUGAAGCAACUUCACUAUCUCCUUCUUAUAAACAUAUAUGGAAAAAUGACACUUCACUAAAAACAAAUGUAAACCAGUGUCAUUUCAAUGAAAACUGUUUCGUUUGUAAUAUUUGUAAUGUUACUAGCCCAUCCAAGGAGAGUUACAAAAAGCACAUAUCUUCAGUUCGCCAUAAAAAGCAAGCAAUAAGCACAUGUCAAGAUACAAUUACGAAGGAAGGAUUUAACUGCAGGCUAUGUGGCCACUUAUUGCCUUCACGGUAUGACUUAGACAAACACAUUAAGGAGAAUCAUUCCAAACGAUCCAAGGCACACAUUUGUCCACAGUGCAAAUUCAAGGCAGAGAGUGCAGUCUUGUUGCAAGCUCAUCUCAAGCACAAACACUUCCAGGAAGAGAAACUAAGUUGUGAUCUGUGUGGUUAUCAAUGUUACGAUGAAAACCUGCUGAAAACCCACUAUCGUGGGAAGACUCAUCUUCGCCGCAAGAACCUCGCUGCUAGGGGUGGGUACAUACAUUUGCUUUCCAAAAAGGAUCUUUCUGGUGAAUGUAGUGCAAAAGACAAAGUAAGAAAUGCAAAACUCUUAAAUACGAGGCCUGGAAAUUUGAGAAAGACAAGGAACAGAUGUUUUGUCCAGAAGGAUGCUAAGCAAAGCACUGAGUGUUUGGACAAGUCAACAAGAAUUGGCAAUAAUCUCUGUGUGGAAGAAGGAAACAGUAAUAAAAUGCCAAUGGCAAAUGAUCAAAUAGAGCUUAAUGAUUGUCAUGCUGGAAAGGCAUCUCCCAGAAGAACUUUGAGAAGUAUAAAAGAACCAAGUAAUCUUCUGCAAGAACAUGGUGUUAAUCAAAGACUAAGGUGCUCUGGAAAUGGUAAUGUCAGCCUGAGAUUGUGCAGUGCACGUUGCAAAGUCAAUUCUGAACACAGUCAGAGUACAAGAAGCAGGCUUUCCAAGGAAGAAGUGGCAAACCGAAAGUCUCCAAGAAAACUUCAAAGAAGAGCUAGCCUUUCGACAAAGAAUAAUAGUCGACGUCAAGGCCAGUUCCCUCACAAGAGAGAGGUUUUCCCUGAAGCACAGCAGAAAAGUGGCAGUGUUGCUGGAAGUAAGAAUGGUAGUGUAAAAGAAACAAGUAAACUAAUUAGCCAGGAAUCAAACCAACUUGAAGGAAAACCUCAGAACCAGAGUAAAAGUACUGAUAUGACAUUGACUGAUGCAAACCUAGAGGAUGAGAAUGCAUUUAAAAAAAGUUGCUCAAGUGACAAUCAAGACGGAGCAUCAACCCCAUCAGAAGUUCCAAAUUCAUUAGCAUUGGUUGAAAACAACAUUGAAAGUACUUCAGGGGAUCAAAAUUUUGAGUCCCCAUCUGCCAAUCCAACAAAUACCAAAGCCUCCAAAGUUGAAAAUACUGAAUCAAAGCUAAGCCCUGCUGAUCGUAAAGCCCUCCGCACUUGCUCGUACUGUGGUCAUCUAUUUCAGAACCGAAAAGGCCUAGAGGUGCAUAUCAAGAGACGACACACAAAGGAAAUGGUGUUUCAUUGUCAACCAUGUGGCUAUGCUUGUGUUACAAAAGGCGACUUUGAAAAGCAUUGUCAAAGCAACAGACAUCAGCUUAACUUCUCCAAGAUUGACUGUUGGCUCUGCACCUUUGUGACCUCAGAUGAAGAAACUCUCAAGGAUCACAUGAACCAAAAACACAAAAUAGUUGCUUACUGUCGACAUUGCAAAGUGCACUUUGUAUCAGAGGAUGACCUAGUGGAUCAUGUUGAUACUGAACAGCAUGCAAGAAACAUGUUCCCACAGCAGAAAGAGACCACAACUGAGCAAACUGAAAAAUUGCAACCGAGAGAACUAGAGCUAAAUAAAACCUCUUCUUCAGAUACAAAUGAAGAAUCUACUGUACAGAAAGCAAACCCUUUAAUUGAUCCUCAAAGGUCUUCUAUCACAAGAGUAGUUGCAGGGAAUAUACUAAAACGAUCAACACAUAGUAGGCCCCAAUUACAGUGUAAACACUGCUUUUAUAAAGCUAGAUCUGCCUCAGUCCUUUUGAAACACAUAAGACUUAGACAUGCACAGGAGUAUCGCUUUUAUUGUAAAGUGUGUAGUCUCUAUACUAUUAGCAAGGAAGCUAUGGAGAAGCAUAUUAAACGAACUAGGCACAUUAUGAAUGCCAAGAAACAAAGUCUUGGCCCAUCAGUGGAGGAGUGUAUUGAAGAAGUAUCUGUUGGUGUUUGCGAUAUUCAAAAGACCAUGAAGACCCCGGAGGCUUUAGGGAAUGUCAAUACUGAAAUAGAUAAAGGUUAUGUUCAGGUUCUUGAGCCAUCAAAACCCAAAGAGGAAUUUGUUGUCACUUGGGAAAUACCAGAAAGUGAUACAGGCAAUGUAGAAGAUGCUCAAAAAAGCAGUGAUCUUCAGUCAACAGGAAGUGUUAAAAGAGGACGCCCUAAAGGGAAUAUUUCCAGAACUUGCCUUUAUUGUGGUCUAUUGGCUUCCAGUGUCACAAAUCUGAACAUUCACAUAAGGCGGAAACACAGUCAUCAAUAUAGCUACUUCUGCAAGACCUGUAACUAUUACACUGUCACCAAAGGAGACAUGGAUCGUCACUGCAACACCAAGAAACACAAAAAUCAGGUUGAUGUCUCUAAGACCGAACUUUGCAGAAAAAUUGCAAUAUCUCCAGAUAAGGAUCUUCCACAAGUGAUUGUGAAUGAUGUUGCGUCGGUUUCCAUGGCUGAAGAUGUUCAAAACAGUGGCAAAGGUUUGAAAUCAGAGACCCCUGAUGUGAAGAACCAGUCUGGGAAGACUGAGAACUGUACUCGUGUGAAUUUAGAGAGUUUUCCUUCAACUCAAGUUCAACAGAAAGUGGAAAAUCAAAAUGAGAUCGUUGUAGUUCUCGAUGUGGAAUCAAAUGAUAUGGGACAAAAUGGUAGUUCGUCCAAUUCAAAGCCAAGGAAGGAAAACCACACUACAACUUGUGUGUACUGUGGCUUUAUGGCUUACUCUCUUGCUACCCUUGAGAUGCAUGUGAAACGUAAACACACAAAAGAUUUUGACUACUAUUGUAUGGCAUGUGCUUACUAUGCUGUCACACGACGUGAAAUGAUGAGACAUGCGAUCACAGAGAAACAUAAACUUAAAAGUCAGUCCUACCUAAAAUUAAAUCCAAAUAAAGGGUGUGAUUCCAGUACUGUGUUAACUGUUGCACCAGAGAAUGAACACCAGAAAGAAGGAAAUGAACAUCAAAUGGAUGAAGGGAGCUGGAAUGAAGAGGGGGGCAUAUCAAAAGCUUCUCGAGAUGCCAUCCAAAAGUCUGUGUCAAGUAUUAUUGAAACUGAGAAAGCAGUAGAAGACAGUGAAGUGGUCAGUGCAGCUAAAGAGACAGCAGCAGUGUCCAAGAUGGCAGAAAAUCAGGUAAAAUCCUUACAAGAUGAAGUGGCUGAAGAGGAAGAAAAUACUCAAACUCUGUCGGCUGUAUGUUAUUCAGAAAUUUCCUCUGAAACCUAUUCUGGAAUAUUGGAAGCAAAUACUGCACACUCAAAUGCACCUCUUGACACUGAAAGUCAUGCUGCAGAAUUGAAAUCUGUAUCAUUGGAGUCAGCGGUGUUGGAAACGAUCCAGAAUCAAAUUUCUCAGUCACCCAGUGAGCAAGAUUCAAGUAGUUUUUAUAAAGACAUUGUCACGUCACAGAAAACUAAUGUGAAGAACGAUGAUAUUGAUUUACAUGUUGAAGCUUCUCAUACAGAAGAGGAUGAUUUUCAACAGCUUUCUGAGGCAGGUGACAGCGGGGAAGAUGAACAGAAUGUUAAACCAGCUGAAGUGGCUAAAGAGAUAAGUUCUAGUUUGGAUAGCAGCCCAAAUGAAAUGGUCGAUCCAGGUCAAAACCACCCUGAUAACUGUGACAUUGAAGAAGAAGAAAAUAUGGAAGAAGGACUUUUGGCUUCUGCAAAAGAUGUUGAAGGUAGUUCUGUACAAGAUGGAUGCCAUUUGCAACCUGGGAAGAAUUCAGAACAUACCCAUGUUAACCGUGUACAACAAAUUGAUAGCAACGAUCAAAACAUAGAGGCGGUAAGCGAGGAGAUGUCUGUGCAAGGUGACAUCAAUCCUCCACAUGAUUUUGGAGGGAGUGAAAAUCUUUUGGAUGAUCAAAAUAAAAGGGAAGCAGAUUUAAAGGAAAAGGCUGGGGAUAUGAAAAGUGCAAAUGAGAAUAGUCAAGAAUUGGAAAUAACUGAAAGUACUGGUGACAACCUUAAGCUUGAUUUGCAAGGUAAGGGAUUCCAAAAAUAUUUUGAGUUUGAUGCAUCUAUAGUACGACUAAAGAACAAGUUUGGGAGUGAAAAAUCUGAAUGCACUGAUAACAGUGAAGACAGCCAGGGAGCCGAUGGCAUCUCGCCAGAUGAAUGGGCAGUUGCAGUCUAUAAGACAGAUACUUCCCAAGUUAUGAAGAAGAGAAAGAAUAAAGGCUCUUUAUUUCAGUAUCCCAAACGCAUUCGCUGUGAGGACUGUGGGUUCCUGGCUGAUGGUGUAAAUGGGCUGAAUGUUCACAUUGCCAUGAAACAUCCUUCUGCGGAAAAGCAUUUCCACUGCUUCCUGUGUGGCAAAUCAUUUUACACAGAGAGUAACUUGCAUCAGCAUUUGGCCAGCAUGGGCCACCAACGAAUGGAACAAGAGAGCAUUGAGGAGUUGCCAGAAGGUGGUGCUACCUUCAAGUGCGUCAAGUGCAACACAGCUUUUGAUUUAGAGGAGUACCUCUUUGUGCACAUCAAGCAGAAGCAUGGGGAAAUGCUGAGGGAAGUGAACAAGUACAUUGUGGAAGACACAGAACAGAUAAACUGUGAGCGGCAGGAGAAUCAAGGCAAUGUCUGCAAGUAUUGUGGGAAGGUCUGCAAGAGCAGCAAUUCACUAGCAUUUCUUGCUCAUAUCCGCACACAUACUGGAUCAAAACCUUUCCGAUGUACUCUCUGCAACUUUGCAACAGCACAGUUAGGAGAUGCCCGUAAUCAUGUCAAACGGCACCUUGGAGUUCGCGAGUAUAAGUGCCACAUAUGUGGAUGGGCCUUUGUUAUGAAGAAACAUCUUAGCACCCAUUUAUUGGGAAAACAUGGCAUCGGGACUCCAAAGGAACGGAAGUUUGUGUGUGAAAUUUGUGACCGGACUUUCACAGAGAAGUGGGCCCUAACCAAUCACAAGAAGCUGCACAUGGGCCAGAAACCAUUCAAGUGCACUUGGCUGACGUGUCACUAUUCCUUCCUCACAGCGUCUGCCAUGAGAGAUCACUUCAGGACUCACACAGGGGAGAAGUCGUUCCUGUGUGACCUCUGCGGAUUUGCUGGUGGAACACGCCACGCUCUCACCAAACACAGGCGACAGCACACAGGUGAAAAGCCAUUCAAAUGUGACCAGUGCAACUUCGCUUCCACAACACAAUCCCAUCUGACCCGUCACAGACGUGUCCACACAGGAGAGAAACCUUAUAAGUGUCCUUGGUGUGAUUACAGGUCAAACUGUGCAGAGAACAUCCGCAAGCAUAUCCUACACACUGGCAAACACGAGGGAGUACAAAUGUACAACUGUCCAAAGUGUGAUUAUGGAACCAAUAUCCCCUUGGAAUUCCGCAAUCAUCUCAAAGAGCUUCAUCCAGAUAUUGAGAAUCCAGAUUUGGCAUAUUUACAUGCAGGGAUAGUUUCCAAGGCAUAUGAAUGUAGACUUAAAGGCCAAGGAGCACAGUUUGUCGAAACGGCUGUUCCAGUAAAUCUACCUCGAGUAGUUUCUACUGAAAUUACAGGUGAUUCACUCGGUGGCUGCAUUGAACAGCAGGAAUCAGCUGACUCCAUUGGGCAGGUGUUUAUAAUUCAAGGCUACCAAGUUGGAUGUGGUGAGGAGAUUUCCAUUGAUACGUCAGUUGAAGCUACUGCAGCAGCAACUCUCCAGACUCUAGCAAUGGUGGGUCAAAUGACUCAGGUGGCGAAAGUGAUGCACAUUACUGAAGAUGGCCAGAUCAUAGACACAACUCAGAAUACCACCCAUGUAAGCAACAUGGUUCCUGAGCAAACUGUCACGCAACAGCCAAUAUCAGGUGCCACCCAGGAGGCAGCAGGCAAGGAGCUAACUGAACAAGGGAGUGCUACAGAAGCAGCUGUUGCCAUAGAAACCCUGACAGAUUCCAAUCAAGUUGAACGAGUAGUGACACAAGAAGAUGAGGCAAAGCCCACUUCAGAGAGGCCCACAGCACUGGUUGCACUUCUGUGUGCUGUCACAGAAGUGGGUACAGUAGAGGCAAGAUCAGCUGAGCAGGAAGGGAGUGAGUCUACCCAAGAGGGGUCAUACUCAGUGAAUUCUGCCAUCGAGAAUGUCAUUUCAACUCAAAAGGAGUCAGUACACGAAGGAACAGAGACAUUUCACGAAGACCAAACUGUCCAAGAAACCACAGAGGCUGAGGGAACGGUGUCAAACAUUGGGCAGCAAAUAUCUGUGACCACCACACAAGAAGGAUCCCAAGUUGCUUUCAGUGAUGUGGUGCAGGAGGUACUGCAGUUCACUAUGUGUGAUAUGAGGACAACAAGCCAUAUUGUGAAAGAUGGAGUUACUCGUGUCAUAGUUGCUAAGGAAGGAACCACACAUGUGGUUGAGGGGGCAUCUCAGAUCAUCGUGCAAGAAGGCGAAGAACAAACUAUAGCUACCAAUGGACAUCCAAUGCGCCUGGUAGAUUCAUCUGGUGAAAUAUCACAGAUAAUAAUUACAGAGGAAGUACUACAAGCUAUGGUUCAAGAGACCACGGGUCAUUUAUCUGAAGAAGCAACUCAUGUGAUUGUGACAGAAGUACCACACAGUGUUGUGAAUGGUGAUCACUCAAGGGCAGUAACUGAAGUUUAUCCACAGCGUGUGAUGGAGCUGGUGAAUGAGGACAUAUCAUCCAGUCAGUCAGUGGCAUCAGUUGCCUUGGCAGAGUGUUACACUGAGGACAGGUCAGAAGUAGUUAUGAUUGAGCUGCCAGCUAAAGAAGAACAGGAAAUGGAAAUUGAUGGAAUCCAAGAAGCAUGACUUGGGUUGGGUAGGAAGCUCUGUCAAAAAACAACCAUUUGCUGAUAUUCCAUCAGAUGUACAGUUUAAAGCAUGAGAUGCUCAGUAUGGCAAAUGCAUUCCCUGUGUCUGAGAUUGGGGAUCAGAACCACGAUCUAAUGGAGUGAGAACAAACUGAUUGUAUUGAUUUCACUGGAACAAAGGAAUUUAAAGAAUUUUGCUGCUCAUAACUAUAUCAAGUUAACUUAAUGCAUCCAUUUAUACCAUCCAUUUCUGGUUUUGAGAGUAGUAUAGUGGAGUUAUACAUUGAUCUGUAUGUUGGUGUAUACCCCAAUUCUAUUGCACAAAAUUUCUUAUCUCAGUUAUGACAGUAAAGUGAUUUAGGAGAACAUUGACACACAUUCAAGAACAAUCUCAAUAGUUGUCUUCAGAGGGGGUUCACCUCAGUCUCAGGGAGUGAUCUGGGGAACCACCAAGUGGGGUAAGAAACGUAGCCUGAUAGUAGAUUGGAUAACCCAGUAAAUUUCUCUUUGUUUCCUGACUUGAGCUCUAAAGCCUGAAGGUCCAUUAGUGAACAAAAAUGAAAGUAUAGAAUGUAGCUUUCAUUCUUUCAUUUUCUUCUUUAUAUCAGCAAUGUCAAGAAGCAAAGUGAAAGUCAGCCAGAUGGCAAAAGGGUCAGGAUGGAAUGACAAGAUGGGGGACGGGUUCGGUGGGUGGCAGUUGUAUUGCGCGCAUUUUUCCUAACUUUGUUUUAAAUUCUAUCAACAGAGAAAUUAAAAUGAAUUCAGGCACAUUGCAUAAGUUCAACAACCAUGAAAUUCUAGAUGUUGUUAGCUGUCUCUUUUUGUUGUUGAAAUACUGAUUUCCCCAGACUUAGAAAUUCAGAAGCAUACAUUGAACUUGCUGCGGGUUUUCUUUUGCUUUUUCUUUUUGGGAAAUAGGAGGUAAUAUCAAAAGGUGAGAUGAUUGAAAUUUAAAAAUAUAAGUUUUAUUCAGCUCAGGUUGUCUGUUUAACUAUAUAACAAACACAAUAUAAUAUAAUAAUGUACAAUUUUAUGUUUGACAAUCAUUAA